AUGGAGAUCAUUAAGAUGAAAAACAAUAAAGCAACCUCCUCCAAGGAGAAGAAGGAGGAGGUGCCAACAACACCAUGCCAAGGACCAAAAACACAGCUUCUUCUCUUUUUGCGUCAAUGGUUUUUCCUUGUGUUGCUGCCUUCUUUUGCCUCUGCUGCCUGUGACCAAGUGGAUCACGAAGCUCUCUUGUCCUUGGCUUCUAAGGUAUCAUCAUCACCACCAUUGAAUUGGUCUGCUUCCACUAACUGUUGCCUUUGGGAAGGAAUACUUUGCAACCAAGAUGAUCAACGCGUCAUCCGUGCAUCACUUCCUGGGAGAGGCUUAAAUGGUGUCAUAUCUCCGUAUAUCACCAACCUCACCUAUCUCACCCACCUCAAUCUCGCCUGGAAUUCCCUCUCAGGUCCUCUCCCAGAUGACUUGUUUUCCUCGCUCUCCAGCAAUGGAAACAAUUACACGUCCCUCACCAUCUUGGACUUGUCCUUCAACAAGUUCACUGGCCUAGUCCCCCCUGGACUUGGGGCAUGUUUCAAGCUCCAAGUCUUCCGAACAGGCUUCAAUUACCUCUCAGGAUCUCUCCCGGAUGACAUUUAUGACGCUGCUAAUCUCCAGGAGCUCUCUCUGCCUGUCAAUCAUAUUUCGGGAGUCAUUAGCGAUGACAUCACGCGCCUGAAAAAUCUAAAGAUCCUAUGGCUCACCUCAAACCAAUUCUCUGGACCAAUCCCCAGCCAUAUUGAAUCGGACCACUCUGAACCUUUACCAGAUUAUGACAACAUAGUAGAGCCAGAUGGAUUCCACAAUCUUCAGCUUCUUGCUCUGGAGGGUUGCCAAUUCGCAGGAGGACUUCCAAAUAUGCUCUGUGGGUUGCCAGUUUUGACACCAAAAGAGGCUGUUGAUCAAGUGGAAAGAGGAUAUCUAGAGAUGCCUAUCUUUGUCAUGUCCAGCAAUGCGAAUAAUCAGAAAUACAAGCAGCUUUCCAAGCUGCCUCCAGCCAUAUAUCUGGGCAGUAACAACAUUAGUGGCAAGAUCCCCAUUGAGAUUGGCCAAUUGAAGUUUGUUCAUUAUUUGGACCUUAGUCAUAACAACUUCUCUGGCCGCAUCCCAGAUCAGAUCUCUAACCUCACCAACUUAGAGAGAUUGGAUCUCUCCCAUAACCAUCUAUCUGGUGAAAUCCCUGCUUCUCUCAAAGGUCUGAAUUUCCUUUCUUUCUUCAGUGUGCCAUACAACGAUCUUCAGGGACUUGUACCAACCGGAAGUCAGUUUGAUACUUUACCACCACCAGCUUUGAAGGAAAUUCAGGCUUACGUGGCCCUCCAACUCCGAACCGCUCUUGCCCUCAAAGCCUUCAAAGCCUUCCACCAGUAUAUCCAGCUACGCAGAGAUAUAACAGGAAGAAGCUGCUUGUUGCAGUUGUCUUUGUGA
This is a messenger RNA of Prunus dulcis (almond), 1419 nucleotides long. RefSeq names its product receptor-like protein 3. Gene Ontology annotation, cellular component: plasma membrane. NCBI's taxonomy places the organism in Eukaryota, Viridiplantae, Streptophyta, Magnoliopsida, Rosales, Rosaceae. Gene Ontology annotation, molecular function: protein binding. The record is from RefSeq and is a predicted model, not a curated record. The transcript has 4 exons. Bases 1 to 1419 code for a protein of 472 amino acids.